UUUUGUUGGCUGGAAACAGUUUACCCGCCACUCCUUCGUCGCUAAGUCAGCAGGAGAGGCGAAUCUUAUUGGUUCUCAUUAAUUCUCCAUCCCAGAUACUUACAGUGCUACACAAGACAUCAGUUCAGUUUGAGAAAGUCUGACAGUUAGUUUUCUACAAACAAUACUGUGACUGAACCCUGUACUAAAGAGACAUAUGCAGACAGAUGUCCCUACGCAACCUAAAAACAUCACAGUGUAGAGCAGUAUGCAGUUUUAAAGACACAUGGCAGUGCCAAGAACAUGAAUGCAACAUCAGCAAAAUCUGCAUGGCUCUGUCUCCCAGAGCACAGACUUUGUGAGAACUUCCACUCGGAAAGCAGGCAGAGACUGUAUCCCCUGCACAGUCAAGAUCAUCUCCCUCCAAAACUGAACAUCCUGGUGGAGAACAAUGGAUUCCAGUCUGGCUAUAUUCUCCACACUAGAAAACCCCUUUUUGAAGACAUCUAGUACCCGGAGCCAUUACCACCCUUCCCAUGCACAGCCUCUGAGGCAGGAGCAACAAUACAAAGUGAGAAGGGAAGCGAGUCAGGUUCUGAGACCAUCCUGUUUGCAGCACAAGAAUUGCCCCACCUCUCCCAAGAAGGCAGAAAUGUUGAGCCCUCCACACUUAAACUUUGUGCCUGACGUCAGCUACCAAGAGGCAAAGCCCUCUAAUUCAGAUUCCAUGAGCCCCUUCAAUGUGUCAUGGCCUUCGACUGAACGCAGCUCUUCCUCUCCCUCAGAGCAGUUGGUGGGGGGCAAGGCCCUGUCCUCACUGAAGCUCUCAGAUGUCUCAGAUGGUGAAUCAGUUAUUGCCAGAUACAUUGAGCGAUUCCGUUAUGGGCAGCCCACUAACCGUAAAGAACGCAAAGUACCGAGUGAUCCCUCUUCACAGUUCUGGUGGCUUGGUAACUCAUUUGUCUCUGAAGAAAACAUCUCCAGAAAGGAAUCAUCACCAUCUUCAGAUAGCAGCCAAAGUGGAGUGAAACCAUCUCUGUUCAGUUCUGUACAGGACCAGUCUCCCUUGGGAGAUUUACAGGACAUUUCCACACUGGACCCAGAGACUGUGAGCCUCCAGGAGAGAGCAGCCAGGCUCUUACAGAGAAGCACUUCCCCCUCAGGUAACUCCAGGUACAUAAGCUCUGAAGGUCUUGGCUCUAUCUCUACAUCUACGUUCACAAAUGCUAAUGUGGAUUUGGCUGGGCCCACCCCAGAGCACCGUGCAGCACACCAGUGCAAAGGUAGCCGGACUGCUGAUCUUUUUUAUUUUACUCAAAGAUCUCAUCCCUCCUUGUCUAUGAAACCAGAAGAAGACAUCCUGUUCCAAUGGCGCCUGCGGCAGAAGAUGCAGGAAGCAAGCAAGGCUGCUGCUAUGAUUCCCUCUAUAGCUUGGAGAAGUCAGUGCAGCCAACCACCUUCUGCUUCUAGCAUGGUGGAAAGAGCAGAUGUGAAAUCACCAGAAACCACUAAUUUGAGCAGCAUAGGUAGGAAAGUGUUGCCAACAUCUGAAUCGAAACAUCUCUGCUGCUGCACAGACUCUGUGAGAAAGGAACCAAGUUUCAGGCAAAUCACAGAAACCACUUCCUUCAGGAAUGAGACUGUGAAAGCUGGAAGUGCAAAGCAGGGAGUGAAGAAAUUAAUCCCCCAAGAGGCUGCUGUCCCUGCAUAUGUGAACUUGUCUCCCAUACCAGAGCCUAUACCCAGUGGAAAACAAGAAGCAAAAGAACAAACCCUACAGAAGGAUUGUAUUACUGCGUACUUGGAGUCUUCUUCCCCAUUAAGGGCUGCAGAAACCAGUAAGCAUUUCAACCAAACCAUUUCAUGCCAUGGUCAACUGGCAGCUGAGCCUGAUAAGAAAAUGCACACUGAACCCAAAGGUAACCAGAGGCCAUACAGAUCCAAACAAGACCAAGCAAAACCAGUGACAGUCUUCAGAGAGCUACCUAUCAUCCCUGCUAAACAGUCGGUUCAACAUGCCUUGGGAGAGGUGGUUGCAGAAAGGCUUUUCUCUCCACCUGAAUCUCCAGCUUGUCAUAGAGACAAACCAAAGAGGAACAAAAAGGACUGGGGCCGAGAGGAGGGUAUGUCAAACACUGUUGCAACACCUUCACACCCCCAACUCCUGGACAUGGCUGCUCAGCUCCUGGAACAGGCUGAAGAUUCUGAUGGCACAGAAUUCGAGGAUGAUCCCCUCUUACAGAUAUUAAGGGCCCAGAGGGAGGUGCUGCGCAGCCAGCUGAGAGCUGUGGGCCUCCGGAUGGCUCAGGAUUUCUCUUGAUGAUGACAGACUCCAGCAUGCUCUUCUCUACAUCUUGAGUGGUUUGCUGUGGCAAUAUGAUAGUGGACUGAGGCCUUGCUCCAAGAACUUCAGGAUGAUUUUAGUCCAAGGAUCUUUUUGAUGCUAGUACUUUUCUGGACUGAUUGCGCUGCCUGUACUUAGCAAGCAGAUGUAUCCAUGAAAGGCAACUGCAAAUGUAAAAUGAUUUGUAGACUUGUCUCUACGAAUGAUGCUCUGUUUCUAUGGUUUCAUUGUAUAUAUUUGUGAUGAGUUUAAAAUAAAGUGUAUUUUUGGAUCGAAA
Messenger RNA from Sceloporus undulatus (fence lizard), 2600 nucleotides. It is a transcript of the gene PROSER3, whose product is annotated as proline and serine rich 3. Lineage: Eukaryota; Metazoa; Chordata; Lepidosauria; Squamata; Phrynosomatidae. The record is from RefSeq and is a predicted model, not a curated record. The transcript has 16 exons. Bases 431 to 2299 code for a protein of 622 amino acids.